AUGUCUUCGACAAUCCCACCAGACCAGCUCGCCCUGGCCCGCGAGACGGUCCGCCCGAACCUCGUGAAGAGCCUCAUGCUCCAGAACCGCCUCGCCCACUCCUUUGGCCUACGCGUCGCCUUCUCCACUGAGAUGCCCCUCGUCGCCAAGCGCGCGGGGUACUCCGCCGUGCUCAUGAACCUCGAGCACAUGGCCAUGAGCAUGGAGACAAUGAAGGACAUUGCCGUGUCGUGUCUGAACGUGGGAAUCACUCCGACGGUGGUCGUCCCAACGUGCUCCCAAGAAUGGAUCUCGCGCUGCCUCGACUCUGGCGCCCAGGCUGUCAUCGUUCCGCACGUCAACACCGUCGAACAGGCAAAGAUGUGCGUCGACGCGUCGAAGUUUCCUCCACUGGGUCACCGCUCGGUCACAAUGGUCACCGCAAUGACCCAGUACACUACCCAACUAUCCUACGCGGCCAUCGCCGAGGUCGUCAACGAUGAGGUGCUGAUCAUGCCAAUGAUCGAGACCAAAGAGGGCGUCGAGAACGUAGAGGCCAUCGCCGCGGUACCCGGCAUCGACGCACUCUUCAUCGGAUGCGCAGACCUAUGCAUGGAGUAUGCUCUGUUCCCAUCGCACGCUCGAGAAAUGGCUAAUAGUGAAAUAAGACUAGGUAUUCCCGGACAAUACGACUCGGAGCUGUUCCAUUCCACCGUGGCCAAGAUUGCAGGCGCGGCGGAGAAGGCGAGCGUAGACGGCCGCAAGGUGUAUGUCGGACUUGGAGGGUUGGAACCGAGGCCAGAUCUGCUUGAAAAGUUUGCGAAGCGACACUCUCCUAUCCGAUUUGCCAUGGCAGGCCGCGACUUGGCUCUGCUUCUGGCUGGCAUGUCGAAACAAGCAGCGUCAAUGAACGAAAUCUCGACAAGGCUUCAAUAA
Messenger RNA from Colletotrichum destructivum, 915 nucleotides. Its product is annotated as Putative hpcH/HpaI aldolase/citrate lyase domain, pyruvate kinase-like domain superfamily. Gene Ontology annotation, molecular function: aldehyde-lyase activity. The coding region runs from base 1 to 915 and encodes 304 amino acids. Gene Ontology annotation, cellular component: cytoplasm. The transcript is spliced from 5 exons. NCBI's taxonomy places the organism in Eukaryota, Fungi, Ascomycota, Sordariomycetes, Glomerellales, Glomerellaceae. The record is from RefSeq and is a predicted model, not a curated record.